Amphibalanus amphitrite is the source of this 5198-nucleotide messenger RNA. RefSeq names its product tolloid-like protein 2. The transcript is spliced from 22 exons. NCBI's taxonomy places the organism in Eukaryota, Metazoa, Arthropoda, Thecostraca, Balanomorpha, Balanidae. Gene Ontology annotation, molecular function: serine-type endopeptidase activity; metalloendopeptidase activity; calcium ion binding. The record is from RefSeq and is a predicted model, not a curated record. Bases 154 to 3498 code for a protein of 1114 amino acids. Gene Ontology annotation, biological process: proteolysis.
GUUAAUGAGCUCGCCGCGGGGGGUGGUGUUUUCGACGAUGCCCUGACGGGGUCGCCAGUCGAGACCGGUCAGGGGUCCGAGAGAGUGCGCCGAGGCGGGCCGGCGGCUAGACGUGAAGAUGUGCCACUGACUGAUCUGCACCGAGCGUCAGCGAUGGCCUGGUCCGUGCGUGUUGCGUUUUUGUGCGUAUGCGCGGCGACUUCUGCCCUGCAUCGGGCAGCUCCGUCCAAGUUUAGCAUUGAGGAGCUGCUGCACACAAAGUUCCCGCGCCGUAUCUCCGGAGAUAUCAACGCGGAUCCCUGCAAAGGAAACAAAAUCGACGGUGACAUCGUCAUCCCAAACGACGAAUAUGAGAGAGAGCUGGCGCAGCAGCGGCUCGACGACGAGCUGCGAUUGGCUGAUGCCGCCGUGACGUCAUUGGCUCCCGAGGCGGCCCGAGAGGGGCCGGGGGACUUGGAAGCCGCCAUCGAGCCCUCGGGAGGUGAUAGGGGGCUAACAGCGACGCCCCUUUCCGCGAGGGGCAAAUGUGUGCGCUGUGAUCCGGACUGCUGGGGUAGCAGGAGGCAUCGGAAAAAGUGCGCACAUAAAAGGAGAAGUCGAAAGAGGAAUCGGCAUAAAAGCCGGAGGAGGGGAAAGUGGAGGAAAAAGGGAAGGAGGAAGGGUGGUCGACGUCGGAAAAAUAGGAGGCUCCAGAAGAAAUGGGCCUAUCAACAUGCACGAAGAAACACCACUCGAGCUCGGCAGCGGGGCAGCAACCCGAUCACCACAAUCACCACCAACUCUAUCGGCUCAUCACCAGCCUCAACCACCGGCCGCGUGGUCCAGCUCCCAUCCUCCGCUCCUCACCAUCGACAGAAGAGGGCCGCCACCGCCCGACUGGACCGAAUCUGGGCCCACGGGGUGAUCCCCUAUCAGAUUGAUGAUGAGUUUAGCGCAGAACACAAGGCGCUGUUCAAGCAGGCGAUGCAGCACUGGGAGAACGCGACGUGCAUCAAGUUUGUAGAGCGGGAGCCGGAGCUGCAUCCGGACUGGAUCGUCUUUGCGGUGCGGGAGUGCGGGUGCUGUUCAUUUGUCGGUCGUCGUGGCAACGGUGAGCAAGCCAUCUCGAUCGGGAAGAACUGCGACAAGUUCGGUAUCGUGGUGCACGAGCUGGGCCACGUGGUCGGCUUUUGGCACGAGCACACGAGACCCGAUCGUGACCACCAUGUGGAAAUCUUCACCGAAAAUAUCAUGGAAGGUCAGGACUUCAACUUCAACAAGAUGACGGGAGAGGACGUGGACAGCCGCGGCCUUCCUUACGACUACGAGUCCAUCAUGCACUACGCGAGGAACACCUUCUCCAAGAAUAGCUACCUGGACACAAUUCUGCCAAGAGUCCGGCACGGACCCAAUAUGCCCCAGAUCGGCCAGCGACUGAGGCUCAGCCAAGGGGAUAUCGCUCAGACAAUGAGAAUGUAUAACUGCUCCGCCUGUGGAGAGACACUUCAAAUGAGUAACGGCACCUUCAGCGCCCCUCCGCCCCAACUGAGGCCCAACCACGGUCACUCCUGCGAGUGGCGUAUCACUGCCACCCACGGCGAGCGUAUCGUGCUCAACAUCAGUGACCUGGACAUCCACAGCAGUGACGGCUGUGAGACCGACUACCUGGAGGUCCGCGACGGCUACUGGCACCACAGCGCACUGCUGGGUCGAUUCUGCGGCUCGGGCUCCGUCCCUGAACUGGUCGUCUCUACCGGCCGCCGUCUGCUGGUCACCUAUGUAGUCACGGAGAGGUCGGCAGAGCGACAGGGGUUCACCGCCAACUAUACAGCCGUAUGCGGCGGCGAGCUGAAGCUCCGUGAGGGCGUUCUCGAGUCCCCCAACUAUCCGGACUACUACCGGCCAAACCAGGACUGCGUGUGGCUGAUCACAGUCGAGGAGGGACAUCAGGUGGCCUUCGAGUUUACCGCCUUUGAGGUGGAAAACCAUGACACCUGCCUGUACGAUUAUGUGGAGGUGCGAAACGGACCAACGAGCGACUCACCGCUCGUGGGCAAAUACUGCGGUUACCAGGUACCCGAGGCGAUUACUAGUUCUGGUAACCACCUGUGGGUACGGUUUGUGUCGGAUGGCAGUGUCCCCAAGCCGGGAUUCGCGGCGCACUUUAUGACAGAGCUGGACGAGUGUUCGGGCCCGAACCACGGCUGUGAGCACAACUGCGUCAACACGCGCGGCAGUUUCCGCUGCUCGUGCCGCAUCGGGUACGAGCUCCACUCGGAUGGAAAACGCUGCGAAGAGGCGUGCGGCGGUACGAUCGAAGCUGACAACGGCACGGUGACAUCGCCCUCCUUCCCUGACCUCUACCCACGGAACAAGUACUGCAUCUGGGAGCUGAUUGCCGCCCCCAACCACCGGAUCACACUCAACCUGACGCACUUUGACCUGGAGGGUAGCAACGUCAGUCACCAAGAGUGCGACUACGACCGUCUGGAGGUGUCCAGCGUCCUCCCUGGCGGUAAGCUGCGUCCACACGGCACGUUCUGCGGUAGUAACAUUCCCCCAGCCAUCUCCAGCGAGACAAACAAACUGCAGCUGACCUUCCUCACUGACAGCUCCGUGGAGAAGACGGGAUUCGCCGGAGUUUUCAUUACUGAUAAGGACGAAUGCUGGGACGACAACGGAGGCUGCCAGCACCGCUGUAUCAACACAAUCGGCUCGUUCAUGUGCGCAUGUGACAACGGCUUUAUGCUGCACGAGAACGGCAAGGACUGCAAGGAGGGCGGGUGUAAGCACGAAAUCGACACGCCGUCUGGCGAGGUAUCCAGUCCGGAGUAUCCGGAGACAUAUCCGAGCAAGAAGGACUGCGUGUGGCAUUUCAGUACCACCCCCGGACACCGGAUCAGACUGGUGUUCAACGAGUUUGACCUGGAGCAUCACCAGGAGUGUACCUAUGACCACGUGACAGUCUACGACGGCGACUCCGAGAACUCUACCGUACUGGGCACGUUCUGCGGCGCCAAGACGCCCCACCCAGUGAUCGCCUCCCGAAAUGAGAUGUACAUGACCUUCACAUCGGAUGCCAGCGUGCAGCGGAAGGGAUUCAUUGGCACACACAGUACAGUGUGCGGCGGGUACCUGUUUGCUGAACACGAGGUACAACAUCUCUACUCUCACGCAAAGUACGGCGAUGAAAACUACGGCAAUCGGGCAGAGUGUACCUGGACCAUAGAGGCGCCAGUGGGCUACUAUGUGCGACUCAGGUUCCUGACGUUCGAGCUGGAGCAUGAACAGGAUUGUGGAUACGAUAACGUCAAAGUGGUGGACGGUUUUGACGAGACGGCUCAUAUGCCGCACAAGUACUGUGGUAACGAGAUUCCACCUCCGAUCGUGUCCACCGAUGAGGUGUUACGUGUGAUUUUCAAAACGGACGACACGAUGAACGCUAAAGGAUUCUCGGCUUCCUACGAGAUAAUCGACGCCUACCAGAGACCAGAUCUGGAGGGCAGCAAGAAACACUGAGGACUUGGCUUGGAGAAGUAGUGCUGGGAUUUGCUGGAAUGCGCAUUCUGACAUGUGAUGUGUUGUUGUCAUGAUGGUAUACAACUGAGGUUUUGGAAUAACUUGGAAAUCUGAUUGAGGUUUGAGUUGGAACCGAGCUGGCAACGAUGACAUCAUAAGUUCGGUGUUUUGAUUACGUCACUGGAUUGAUGUUUUAGUGAUGCCAUGUGAUUGAAGUCUCCGAUGACGUCACUGGUUUGAAAAAAGCGACGCUGUUCCGGAACGCGGGAGGACGCUUGGAAGUUCUUUUGCGUGAAACCCUCAAUGCUGGACUCUGUAAACACCAAGCUGCCCUCUGUCGGUCGCUUGUGGUAUCGCCGAAAAGUCCUGUAUCCAUCGCACGUGAAAGAAUCGGAGACGCAAGAUGCGUCGUGAGUGUACUUAUUGUCCAACAAGACCAUGAUGGGUGCUAGGAAAGAGCGAACACGGAGCAGCACAGAUGGCGCUGCUAUCUAUUGGUGGAAAUGGAUUUGGACGUGAGGAUGUAUGUAAGCCCGUGGUCAGCAGUGUCACGGUCACUUCACGUCUUCUAGAUUGGUCUGAUGAGACGAGAUAAGAACGCUGUCUUCUUUGCUGAUGUUUUAGAGGACUGAUUAGCUCCGUCUUUAGGACUUUAUUUUUAGCAGUGACGAGUGUUGCGUUCAAUUGCGACCCUCGCGAGUCGAAUCCCGUCGCAUUUGUUCCGUUGUGUGCCACUUAGCGUAUUCGCUAAUGUUUGAUCAAUGUUUUAAAUCAAAAUUAAGCCGGUAUUACCACCCUCCUGCUUCGUUUUUGCGACUCCCUAGCUGGUAGUCAGCUGUUGGGAGACACUGGGGGAGGUGGUAGAUGGGGGGGGGAGGGGGUAAUGGGAUGGGGUAAGGAGGUACCAGGUUUGUGCCAAACCCUUUGUCAGACCCUAUCGACUGAGUGUGUAGUCGACAAGGUAAUAUCGAUAUAGAUUUAGUGGAUAACUGUGCCAUGUCAUGUUUAUGUUUAGUACUAAUGUGUCAUGAGAGUCGACUAUUUGAUCUUUUAACCGCAACGAGCGAGGUGUGUGAACUCUAAAGAUCGGAAGAUUGUAUCGACAAGGAUCGGUUAUAUUGCAGUGGUGUCUCUUCUUUCGAACUAUUGUGCUAUUCUGUGUAGGACAUUCUUCUGUCAAAAAAAUAAAUAAAUAAGAAAAUAAUCAUUCUGAAAAAAGAGUUCCUCCUCAAAAACGUGGCGUCAUAAUUUGGCCUAAACUACUCUUUCCUUCCUGCGCUGCGGAUCUUUUGUAUCCAAUAUUCCUAACACUAGGCAGUCACAUUUGUGAAUCUUCGCCUCGCUGGUUGGUUGGAACGGCGGAUUCGAGAUGCACACAUCAUUAUCAAUUUGUCUCAUACAAGCCACUGUCUUGAUAGACUAUUUGUUAUGUCGAAUGGUGAAAAGCGGCUCUCAUGAGUAUACAAGUAUGUUCUCGUAUGUUCAACGCCCGUCUAAAAUAUCUUACGAAAAUCGUGUAAUGCCUAUGUAAUAUUUUCAGUAAACCACUCGCUCGUUUCGAUGUGUGACUUAUCUGGUAUUCCUUUCCGUUUUUCAUAUAAACAUGUCACGGACAAGGCUGUUCAAGUACAUUAAUUUUAGUCGUCGAUGGCCUCUGUUGGUCGUCAUUUGUGCUGUAUAAAUACAAUCUAAUAAUUCGA